Messenger RNA from Haliaeetus leucocephalus (bald eagle), 3175 nucleotides. It is a transcript of the gene CSNK1D, whose product is annotated as casein kinase 1, delta. The record is from RefSeq and is a predicted model, not a curated record. Gene Ontology annotation, biological process: peptidyl-serine phosphorylation; non-motile cilium assembly; spindle assembly. Gene Ontology annotation, molecular function: protein serine/threonine kinase activity; ATP binding. Bases 229 to 1458 code for a protein of 409 amino acids. NCBI's taxonomy places the organism in Eukaryota, Metazoa, Chordata, Aves, Accipitriformes, Accipitridae. The transcript has 10 exons. Gene Ontology annotation, cellular component: nucleus; spindle microtubule; cytoplasm.
CAGUAUGGCGGCUGGGAGCCGAAGUGGCUAAGGGGACGGUCUUGCGCGGAAUCCGCGUCCAUCCUUCCCGGGAGCUGCGGCGACGGUGCUGCCUGUUUCGCUAGUAUCGACCGGCUGGACCAAAGCCGCGAUGGCAUCAGGAACCGCAGGGCUGUGAGGCAGCGGAGCUCGAGCCGGCAGGGCGGGCAGAGCAGCAGAACCGGGUCGCGGACGAACCGAGCUGCCUCCAUGGAGCUGAGGGUUGGGAACCGGUACCGGCUGGGCCGGAAGAUCGGGAGCGGCUCCUUCGGGGACAUCUACCUGGGAACUGAUAUUGCCGCUGGAGAGGAGGUUGCAAUUAAGUUGGAAUGUGUGAAAACCAAACAUCCUCAGCUCCACAUCGAGAGCAAAAUCUACAAAAUGAUGCAGGGUGGAGUGGGUAUUCCCACAAUUAAGUGGUGUGGAGCUGAAGGGGACUACAACGUAAUGGUGAUGGAGCUGUUGGGACCGAGUCUUGAAGAUCUCUUCAAUUUUUGUUCAAGGAAAUUUAGUCUCAAGACAGUCCUAUUACUUGCUGACCAAAUGAUUAGUCGAAUUGAAUAUAUUCACUCUAAGAACUUCAUCCACCGAGACGUGAAGCCGGAUAACUUCUUAAUGGGCCUGGGGAAGAAAGGCAAUCUUGUCUACAUAAUAGACUUUGGAUUAGCAAAGAAGUAUCGAGAUGCUCGAACUCACCAACAUAUUCCAUAUCGUGAAAAUAAAAACUUAACAGGAACUGCCCGUUAUGCAUCCAUCAACACUCAUCUCGGAAUUGAGCAAUCUCGCAGAGAUGACUUGGAGUCCUUGGGCUAUGUACUGAUGUAUUUUAACCUGGGCUCCCUCCCCUGGCAGGGACUGAAAGCAGCAACAAAGAGGCAGAAAUACGAACGUAUCAGUGAAAAGAAAAUGUCUACACCCAUUGAGGUUUUAUGUAAAGGAUAUCCUUCUGAAUUUGCCACAUACUUGAAUUUCUGCCGUUCCUUGCGUUUUGAUGACAAACCAGACUAUUCCUAUCUGAGGCAAUUAUUCAGAAACCUCUUCCACCGACAAGGGUUCUCCUAUGACUAUGUGUUUGACUGGAACAUGCUGAAAUUUGGUGCAAGCAGAGCAGCUGAAGAUGCUGAACGUGAAAGACGAGAAAGAGAGGAAAGAUUGAGACAUACACGAAAUCCAGCUGUGCGUGGAUUACCCUCCACUGCUUCUGGCAGGCUGAGAGGAACACAAGAUGUAGCUCCUCCUGCUCCUCUUACCCCAACUUCACAUGCUGCCAACACCUCUCCUCGGCCAGUAUCUGGUAUGGAACGAGAAAGGAAAGUGAGUAUGAGAUUGCAUCGCGGCGCCCCAGUCAAUAUCUCGUCGUCUGACUUAACAGGCCGGCAAGAUACCUCUCGCAUGUCAACUUCGCAGAAUAGCAUUCCUUUCGAACACCAUGGCAAGUAGCUGCUCGUCUCCUUUCGUUGGAAGGCAGCACUGGGUCCAGCAGCAGGGAACAACAGCUGUGCAACUCAGGUCAUGCCCAUUUUGCUCCACAGCAAAUGGCCCAACUCCUUUCUUUCAGACUCAAAGAGUACCAGAGGCAAAGAUAAAGUCUUUGGUUUUCUGUCACAAGGACAUGCUGACUGCAUGCUAAUAAAUUCUGUCAUUUCAGUCCACUGGGUAACAUUCAUUCCGGUAAUAGCAUGUGGCUUGAUCUGGCCAGCGGGGUAGCAAAGCAUUUGAUUACAUCUUAAGUCUUACCAAUUUAAACUAGAACAAAAAAGGUAAGCAUAUGUUUAUUCAAACAUGGGGUUUUAUGUAAACUAGACCUAUGAUCUUUUCAGUGUACAUCAACAGAGACUCUUCAGAAGCUAAGCUUAGAGAGAUUCCUCCAGAAUUUCUCAGCAGGUACUUAGAAUUAGGCACAAAUAGGUGUGAGCCUUCUAGAUAGCAAAAUGUAGCUCUUGUUACAUUGAAGAGACUCUAAUUUUGAUUCACUUGGGUGUAGCCUUGAGAUUAUACCUUGAGGAGCCAGUCUUAGCUGGGGUACCAUAGGAUCCAAAAAAACCCACCAUAAAUGUAUUCUUAAACUGUGUUUUCUUAGGAGCUUUCCAGUUCUAAAGAGCAUCACAUGAUGAUAAAGACAGAUGGCUGGCAGGUCAGUACUCAAGAUAUUUAGUCAUAGCAGUUAUAAAACUUCACCUGCAAACAAAACCUGGAGCACUCUUGAGAAGACAAGAACGAUAAUUUCUGCAUGGAGCACCACAAAAUUAAUAGCUAUUAUUAUAAAUUAGUUGAUGCUUUUAAAAGUCUUCAGGAUUAUUUACAGCAGGAGCCCAUUUCCAUUUUGGAAUUGGCCAAACUAUGAGUCAUGGCAAAAGCAGUCCCCUUGCCCACAUUAAAUUCUGGCUGCCUGUCAGCUCGGUGUCACCUCUUAUUUUCUACUCUAUAAGCAGUCUGCUUCUGUAUAGCUAUUUGAGCAUGUGCAAAUGAAGCCAAAUUUUCAAAUCUGGGUGUUAAAAGUUAUUUUUUCUAAGCUUAUUUUCUCACACCCACAGUUUUUGACAACCAAAUACAUAUUUAUUCACAUUUGCAACAGUUUGCUAGAAAAGCAUUAAAAAAAAAUCUAAGUAUAAACGUACACAUCACAUUAAAGUGCGUUAACAAGAAACAAAAAGUCAUCUCACUUGCACAAAACUGAAGUGUACUCCCAUAAUCCUAAAGACAAGUGUGGCAGAGAGACACAGACACACAUACACAAGUCAGUACUUACUGCUGUAACGUGUAAGAGUUUGCGUUCUUCUGAAAGCCCACUGUUCACGAUUGCCUACCAGACUGAAGCUUUUCUUUGGGACGUAACGAAGGUGCAUACAUGAGUGUAUUUUGAAUUUUCAUUUGGAAGUUUGAUUGCUUGGUUAGGGGAAUGUUUUCAUUUCUUUUUAGAGAAUGAUUUUACAUUGUCUAACACACACGUUUGUUUGGAUGGGAUUUAGUAUUAACAAGCACAAGAUCUGUCUAGUCUUUCACACCAUACCUUCAUAUCAUCUUAAGUCUCAACUUUAGGGAACUAGCUGCUUUAGCAGCAUGUACUGCUGAAGACUUACUGUAAUGUAUUUAAGGACUGGAGAAAAAUAAAAUCUAGAGAUCGUGAUCUGAAACACACAGCUGCAUCACUUUUAAG